GGGAAUCCGUGGGAGCGCAAACUCCGCCCACGCCACGAACAUCUCCAGCUGUGAGAGCGUGGGGGGGGUUUGCCUCGCGCUCGGAGCUCGGGUCUGCAAUGAACACGCCGCUACAAAGCUGCUCUUGACCAUGUAACAGGACUGCAGUUCACGGGAUAUUCACGAGCGAACGCUGCGGCAGGUAGGACAUCAGUUUAUAUCCUGGUGUGCUUCAUGUAUGCGGCUUGAGGGAAUAAACGCGGCUUUACGGCAUUCAGCAGGUGAAAAGGUUAACAAUGCACUGACCAAAAGGAUCACAAGACCUGCCACAAUUGUCAAGAGAUGAAUGUUAUUGUCUGAAGGACCAGGCAGAUGACCUUUUUGGGGAUGUGAAGAUGAACUGAAGCAAUCCUUCAUUCUGACUGAGAAUUCCAGCAGCAUUCAUGAAGUAUAAUUGUUAUUGGUUUGUGGCCAGUUUAAUUGGCUGAGCUUUCCUGGAGCUCUGUGAGCAGUUCUUUGAAUGGUCAUGGCGAAGACAACCGAUUCCCUUAAUAUGUCCUUCCUCCUGGAGCACGAACGGCAGAUGAUCUUGAGUGUUCUCCAGAAAGACGAGAAACUCCGCAAACGAGAGGAGAAACGCAUCAGGAAACUGAAAAAUGAGCUUCUGGAACUGAAGCGAGCCGGGCGGCGUAGUUCAGCGGAUCAGCGUGAGUGUGCUGUAUGUCUGCGUGCUCUGGGUCUCAUCCUGCAGAGGGGUAAUGUGUGCACCAACUGUCAUCGGCGCAUCUGCAACUUCUGCACUGCUACGCCUCCAGACAGCAACUGCAAAUGCACCGUGUGUGCGAAGACUGCGGAGCUGAAGGUGGUUACAGGAGAAUGGUUUCUGGAAGAGAGAUCCAAGAGGUUUCAACAUGCCAGCAUUACCAGCUGUGAUGAAGUCAAACAGUCAAUCCUCAGCAGUCCUUCAGAUGGAGGCUCUGCUCACAGAUCAUCAGAGAUGGAGAGAUUGUCCACGCCACAGCCUGAGAGAUCAGCUACGCCCCAAUCCCAGAAAAGCACAGGGAAGAACAGGAAAGGGAAGAGAGCAGUUGCAGUGGAAUCUUCAGGGUUACCAACAGUACCCAAUAACAUGAGAGCACAAAUGGUGAAAACACCGACCCAGACAGAGGCAAGAAACAGGUGUCUGUGUGCGUGCAUGUUUAUUCAGCCGGAUGGGGCAGAGAGCGUGUCUAGUAUACAAAGCAGUGACAGCGUUCCUGAAAAGAUGGCAGAUGGGCGGAGACAAACGGAUUGUAGCACACCCUCUAUCGCCGUAUCCAGAGCCUCCCUCUCAUCAGAUCGCAGUCGCUCUGAGGUGGACCUCAGUAAUCCCUGUGAAGGGUUCAGUGAAGAUCCUCUGAUUAGUCGAUGCCACUCAGUUCCAGGCCUGAACGAUGUGGACUCAGAUGAGGACAUUGAUGCGGUGUUAUCAGCACACUAUAAAACCAACCGGAGCAUCUGCAGCGCGCAAUCAAUGACCAGCAUCAACAGUAUGAUGAGCGUGUACAGUGAGACGGGGGACUAUGGCAACGUGCGGGUUUCCGGGGAGAUCCUGCUCAACAUCUCUUACAGCUAUAAAACAGGGGCACUCAACGUGCUCGUCCGCGAGUGCCGCUGCCUAGCAACCGGGGAUGAGAGGAGACAGCGCACGGAUGCCUAUGUUAAAACAUAUCUCCUGCCAGACAAGUCCCGUCAAAGCAAGAGGAAAACCAGCAUCAAAAGCAACACCACUAAUCCAGUGUUCAAUGAAAACCUGAGGUACGUGGUCAGUCACUCUCAGCUGGAGACACGCACACUGCAGGUUUCUGUGUGGCAUCAUGAUCGUUUUGGACACAACAACUUCCUGGGGGAGAUGGAGCUGACCUUUGACUCCUGGGAGUUUGACACGCAGAUAGAGGAGUGGUUCGCUCUACAGCCCAGGAAUGACUCUUAUGUGGACUCAGUGAUGCACUACAAAGGAGAACUGACAGUGGUUUUGAAGUACAUUCCUGCAGAGAGAAAUAUCUCCCUGCCUCUGGACCAAGUGCAAGUGAAAAAGGGAUUUCUAAAAGGAAAGAAGAAGACCAUCACUCUUCCUAAAGGAGGAAUGGUGGAGCUGCUGGUUAAGGAGGCAAAAAACCUGACAGCCGUCAAAGGAGGGUCCUCUGACCCGUUUGUUAAAGGAUACCUGCUGCCUGAUGACAAGAAAAGCACAAAGCACAAGACCGCUGUGGUGAAGCGCACCGUAAAUCCACGCUGGAAUCACACCUUCACAUACUGCGGCCUGCAGCACAGCGAUCUGGACAGCGUGUGUCUGGAGCUGACUGUGUGGGACAGAGAGCCCUUCGCCAGUAACGUCUUCCUGGGUGGUGUGCGGCUUGGGGCAGGGACAGGUCUGAGUUAUGGGAAGGAAGUAGAUUGGAAUGAUGCCUAUGGGGAAGAGCAGCGGCUAUGGCAACGCGUGAUUGACAACCCUGAGGUCCCGCAAGAGUGCACCCUGAUGCUGCGAUCCAGCAUGGCCAAGAGGAAGACAUAGAGAGAAAGAUGGAGAGUUUCUCUGGCAAUACUCAUCAAAUCCGAUCACCUCUAGACACUUUAAAGUGCUCUUUAUAUUCUUUGGCAGUACUCACACUACCCAGAGUCUCAUUCCAACAGUCAUAUGCACUCUAUUCUCAAAACACUCAUUUGUACACACACACAUGCACCUCUAAGGUCCUACACUCUAAAAAAUGCUGGGUUAAAUAUGGACAAACCCAGCAAUUGGGUUGUUUUCAACCAACGGUUGGGUUAUAUGUUUAACCCAACCUUCUGGGCAGUAACCCAACCGCUGGAUCAAAACAACUCAAUUGUAUUUAACCCAGCAUUUUUUAGAGUGUAUUUACACGUGGUAUUAAGAUCCAUCUUGACUGAGACAGAUUGGCAUUUAUACCUGAUGUUAUCAUAUUUCUCAAAUGUGUCUCUUGUGACCACUUGGGAUUGGAUUUCAAAGAGAAGAAACUGUGAUUUUAUGUCUACAUACAUCUUUUAUGUCAGUGCAGUACUGCAUGUUGUUAAAGCACAAAAAAAGGGAAGAAGAAAAAAACCUCUCCUAAAUAUAUUUAAAUUUUAAUCUAAGCACAGACAUAAAGAAGCUGCUUUGACAAUUAUUUUAGUCGAGUUCCUUCAAAAGUGCGUGCUUCAAAAGAUGUUGAUAUCAGGCUUAUUGAAGAAAUGUUUUAAUUGGAUGGUUAAUUUUAAAGCUGCAUGUAACUACUUUUCUGCCGCAGUGGAUGACGAGCAGGUGUACACUGUCCUUCACUGACCUGUCUUCAUUUAGCACUGAAGAGCUUGUGAUUUAACAGCUGAGAUGAAUCUCAUACCAGGUGUAAAUUGUGCGACACACUACACUCCAAACCAGGUGCGAUUAUAUUUCAAACCAAACGCUCACUGGCCAGAACUGUGAAUAGCACAUGAAGACUAUUUCAAAAGAGCACAGUGAACAUGAUCAACAAUCAAAGGUCACAUUUGUCCUGAAAGAACAAAGCACAAAGCACUUCCUCCAAACA
Onychostoma macrolepis is the source of this 3542-nucleotide messenger RNA. RefSeq names its product synaptotagmin-like 5 (gene sytl5). The transcript has 16 exons. Gene Ontology annotation, cellular component: plasma membrane; exocytic vesicle. Lineage: Eukaryota; Metazoa; Chordata; Actinopteri; Cypriniformes; Cyprinidae. The record is from RefSeq and is a predicted model, not a curated record. Gene Ontology annotation, biological process: intracellular protein transport; exocytosis. Gene Ontology annotation, molecular function: phospholipid binding; neurexin family protein binding; small GTPase binding. The coding region runs from base 500 to 2533 and encodes 677 amino acids.